Molecule: messenger RNA, 1988 nt
Organism: Drosophila biarmipes
Lineage: Eukaryota; Metazoa; Arthropoda; Insecta; Diptera; Drosophilidae
Gene: Coop
Exons: 2
Coding region: 657-1754 (365 amino acids)
Biological process (GO): regulation of transcription by RNA polymerase II
Cellular component (GO): transcription regulator complex; nucleus
Molecular function (GO): DNA binding
Source: RefSeq, a predicted model, not a curated record
GAAAGAGAACGACAUGUCCGAUCAAGUCGGAAAUGCCAUGGCUAUAACCUCUUUCUGGCGGCCAAAGGCAGAGCAUAUUGGAUUCGUUACGGCGGGCGAACAACGGCGAAGUUAACAACCGUAAAAAGCGCAAAUACGACACAGAGAGUUGCGUUGCGGCCAGUCAGCGGAAGCUUAACAUCCGGAUAAUAUUGCCAGGCAGCUCAGUUGUUGUUGUUCUGCUGCCUCGCCUGCUUCUGCCGCUUCUUCCUCUUCUCCUGCUUCUUCUUCGACGUCUUCGGUUCGUGGCAAAGCCUGUUGCUCAAGCCUCUCUCCAUCUCCUUCUGCCUCUCCUCCUUCCCGUGCCGUCCCAUCUCCUCCGCCGCUGCCGCCGCCUCCGUCCGCUCUUUCCACGAUUCUCUCUCGGCACCGCACCGCCAAAAGGCACGUAAACUGGUUGUUGCUGUGCUGUGCUGGUUGGCCGUACACUUCGUGGUGCCCGUACUUUUCGUGUCGUAUUCUCAGUGCUGCCUGAGCACUUGAGCUGCGCGAGUCGCUUGCCGGGGAUAAGUCGGAAUCUGGAAACUGCAACUGGGACUGGAAGUGGAAGUGGCACUGGAAUUGGAAUUGGUACUGGAACUGGCUAUCGGAAAUUGGCCCCUCGAUCGGAUCUGGACAUGGAGCUGGCCUACAAUGCGUCAUCGUCGGCGGCCUCCGACGCUGCCUCUGCCGCCGCCUCUGCCACCGCCUCCGCCGCCUCCUUCGCGUUCACCAAUACCGCCAAGCUGCCCAUCGAAACGGUGAAGCGCCUGAUCGCCGCCGUCUCACGACGUCCCAUGCUGUGGCUGCGCAACAACGCCAAUGGCCAGAAGCGCAGCGACAUUACGCCCGUCUGGUUCGAGGUGGGUCAAGAUGUCAAUCUGCCAGCCGACAUCUGCCGCAUCAAGUGGGGCCACCUGAGGGACAACUUUCGCAAGGUGUACAUCCGCAAUAACCUGUCCAAUGAGACGCCCUCCUCGUGGCGCUUCUACAACGACAUGCGGUUCAUGGAGCCGGCCGUUCACGAGAACAUCAUGCGGCAGACGCGGACCGGCAGCAAAAAGCACCCGCCGGGCCACUGGACGGAGAACAACAAUGUGCUGGGGCCGGACAAGUAUGACUCCAUGCCCAUUGUGGCCACGGAGCCCAUUUGCGAGCUGAGCCACAGCUACGACUCGGAGCUGCAUCAGCCCAGCUUCUCGGACAUCAGCUCCUUCUUCGAGGAUCGCGACUGCCAGCCGCCGGACAGCAAGCGCUUCAAGCUGGAGCCGCACCAGCGGGAGGACGACGAGGUGGUGGCGGAGGAGGAUGACGAUGACUUUGACGAGGAUGCCGCCUCGGAGAACUUGGAGGAGGAUCGAGGCCAUCGGACAGAGGCUGCCAAUUCCGGGGUGUUCACCAUAGAGGUGCUGGACGACGACGAGGAAAUGGAGCAGGCUGUGACCAACAAGGCCAAGGCGAACCACAACAGCAGCCAAAGCUCCAGCCUCAAGAGCGAGCCGGAGGCCAAGGUGUUCUCCACCUCGCAGUCUCCCUCCUCCGAUCUGCCCUUCAAGUUCAUCAGCACGGAUGCGGCCACCAACACGGAUCCCACGGGUGGCGACCUGCAGGACGAGGCGGAUCGCAUGUUCCUGCUCAGUCUGAUGCCCUUCCUGCAGAGGUUGGACAACCGUCGGCGGCUGCGCGUGCGCCAGAAGCUGCAGAACGUGCUCAUCGAGGAGCUUGAGUUCGGCUGACCAGGCGGAUCUGCAGUACUUCCGGGCGAGACGUACUUUAUAAGCCUAGCUUACAGUAUUAUAAGAACGCGACUGACUAACUCCGAGGAUCUGCCUACAUACGUAGCAUGUAAUCAGUAUUCCGGCCUGCCUUCCCUUAUGAAAACACACUUCCAUACAUACCAUUUUACAUUACAAAUUGUAAUUUACAACCAUACACUUGUACGCUCUGAAUAGACCAUCGUGCCAGCCUAA